GAACUGGUUGAUCUGUACUGACGUAGACUCUGCAUAGCAACUACAUUGCAUCAGGAGGUUGCAAUGAGUGGAGGAGGGGAGCAGCCAGACAUCCUCAGUGUGGGAACUUUAGUCAAAGAAAGAUGGAAAGUGGACAAGCCUGUGGUUUGCUUCCCAGUGGUUAGAAAUCUCCCCACUUGCCAUCCAGGACCUACAGGUUGAAUACAGAUGGAGAGGGCUACAAGAUGUAGCCUGGAAAAGAGAAGUGAAAUUAUGAACACAACCUAUUUCAUGCUUUUCCAGCUUCCUUUCUUCAUGUUGAGGAAGAUAGGAGGUGGGGGGUUUGGAGAAAUUUACGAUGCUCUGGACUUGCUCACCCGAGAAAAUGUUGCGCUGAAGGUGGAGUCAGCACAACAACCAAAGCAAGUUCUGAAAAUGGAAGUGGCUGUAUUAAAGAAACUGCAAGGGAAAGACCAUGUCUGUAGAUUCAUUGGGUGUGGAAGGAACGAUAGGUUUAACUAUGUGGUCAUGCAGUUACAGGGCCGGAACUUGGCAGAUCUGCGUCGAAGUCAGUCUCGAGGAACCUUUACCGUCAGUACCACUUUGCGACUGGGACGACAAAUUUUGGAGUCCAUUGAGAGCAUUCACUCAGUGGGAUUCUUGCACAGGGACAUUAAACCAUCGAACUUCGCCAUGGGGCGUUUCCCAAGCACCUGUAGGAAGUGUUACAUGUUGGAUUUUGGCUUGGCACGACAAUUUACAAAUUCAUGUGGGGAUGUCAGACCACCACGAGCUGUUGCUGGUUUUCGAGGAACAGUACGGUAUGCGUCAAUCAAUGCCCACAGAAACAGGGAAAUGGGGCGACAUGAUGACCUCUGGUCUCUGUUCUACAUGUUGGUGGAGUUUGUGGUUGGACAACUGCCUUGGAGGAAAAUAAAAGACAAGGAGCAAGUGGGCUCUAUUAAAGAGAGGUAUGAGCAUCGGCUCAUGUUGAAACAUCUGCCUCAAGAAUUCAACAUCUUUCUAGAUCAUAUCUCCAAUUUAGAUUACUUCACAAAGCCUGAUUACCAGCUUCUCAUGUCUGUGUUUGACAAUAGCAUGAAAACCUUUGGGGUUAUUGAAAGUGACCCUUUUGAUUGGGAGAAGAGUGGGACUGAUGGUUCUUUGACAACAACAACAACUUCAACUACGCCUCAGUUACAUACUCGUCUGACUCCGGCUGCAAUUGGAAUUGCCAAUGCCACGCCUAUCCCAGGAGACCUGCUGCGAGAGAAUACAGAUGAGGUGUUUCCUGAUGAGCAGCUCAGUGAUGGAGAGAAUGGUAUCCCUGUUGGAGUUUCACCUGAAAAGCUACCUGGCUCACCUGGACAUCAACGUCUUCAGGAAAAAGAUGUCUGGGAGGAGAUGGAUGCCAACAGAAACAAGAUAAAGCUGGGCAUCUGUAAGGCUGCUACCGAGGAGGAAAAUAGCCAUGGGCCAGUGAAUGGAAUUCUUAAUGCACCAAGCCUCGGCUCUCCAAUUCGAGUCCGUUCAGAGACCACGCAACUAGAUAGGGAUGUCCCAUUGGUACGAAAAUUACGUUCAAUCCACAGCUUUGAACUGGAGAAGCGCCUGACCUUGGAGUCAAAGCCAGACGCUGAUAAAUUUCUUGAGACCUGCUUGGAGAAGAUGCAGAAAGACUCAAAUGUUGGGAAAGAAACUGCUGUUGCUGCUCCUUCUCCUCUUCCUCAGAAAAUGCAUGUUCCUGCUGUGACUGUCCGCACUGACCACAUCUGGCAUUAUGAUGAAGAAUACCUCCCUGAUGCUUCUAAGCCUGCCUCAGCCAGUUCUCCAGAACAGGUCGAUGGUGUUGUUAGCAAUGGAUUUGUAGCUGUCAAUCUGAGCUCCUGCCGGCAGGAGGUUGAUUCCAAGGAGUGGGUGAUAGUAGAUAAGGAACGGGACCUGCAGGAUUUCAGGACCAAUGGGGCUUUAGUGCAUAAAACAACUGGAAGUCCCUCAGAUGAAGAGCCUGAGGUGCUACAAGUCCUAGAGGAGUCCCCCCAAGAGGAGCAUGUCAGACAAGGUACUUGGGCAGGAAACAACAUCCAUACCAAGAAUGAACCCUUGGGAGUGGAGCUUGGCCUAGCUGUUGAGUGUCAUGCUGUUGCUGCUUCUGAACAGCUUACAGAUAAACUAGAACUUCUGUGUGGAGCUGGUGGUCAGUUUCUUGCAGCCACACCUACAAGUCCAAUGGAGGCUCAGGCAGAAGGAGCACUCACUCCGCUCAACUCAUCUCAUAUGCUGCAUUUCUCUACUCCAAGAAUUUCAAGUCCCAUCUUCCGCACCCUGAGCCCUAUAGCACUUCUGUCUACCCACUUGGACUCUAAGAAAGAGACUGGGUUACCCAGGAGUCAAACAGCAGAGGGUCAGUCUUCCUCUUCCUGCUCAGCUGGCCGUAGGCAACUUCCUGUCAUUCCCAGUGGCAACAAGUUUCCCCCUGUCAUUCGCAUCUCAAAAGCACAACUCCAGCAGAUAACCAUACUCAGGCCUUCAGUGGCAUCCACCCAGUCUGCUUCUGAGAGCUUUCAUUAUGGCCACCAGCUAGAGAAGAGAGACUGGGACAGUCAGCCUAUGGAAAACACUGUGGAACUUUCUUCUCCUAAGGAGAAUUUUCUUGGAUUGAUAGUGACAGACAGUGCACUUCCAAAUAGUGCCAGCAGACCAGAUUUGGUGCUUCAGUUGGAUCAUAUCAGCCAGGAGGGGCUUGGGAGAGAAGAACAUGUCAAAGAAUGUGUCAAAUUAAUAGAGUAUGGCCAAAAGGAUGUAUUUGAACAAAAUAGCAGGAGGCACAAAGAGGAAGACCCUGAACAUCUCCCUGUAAAAUCUGAAGAAGAAAGGCUUCCCAUCAUUUCUGAGGAUGCCAUUGAAAUACUAAGCAAAGGGCAGAAUUCUCCUCCACUAGCAAACUCAAAAUCUGCAGAGGAGGAACCUCCAGCCACUGUUGAAUCUGCUGAAGAAUCAAAGCCGAGGACUUCUUGCUUGGUGCCAAAUCAAGACGCAGACCUUGAAGUUCUGAAAUCAACAGGAGCUGAAAGGACAGAUGUUGUUCCAUCAAGAGUUAUUGACCCAUUUGCUGAGAGAGAAGGAAAACAAAUAGUAGCAGUGCAGGAAAAUGGUUUCCAUGAUAAUGAGGAAAAUGAUCGUGCUGAAGACUUGAAAUGCCACCAAGUGGCACUUACUACUUUUUUGCAUCAGGAGGGCAAAAGAGAGAAAAAUGCCCCAAGAAAUGGAGAAUUGUUUCAUUGCAUUUCAGAGAAUGAGAGUUCUCAUCAGUCCAAGAAAGACAUAGUUAGAUCACCCUUUGUGUUCAGGCAGAGUCGCAUACCGGUUUUAGCACAAGAGAUAGACAUGACAUCAGAAUCCACUUCUCCUGUGUCAGCAAAGGAAAAACUUCUCUUAAAGAAGGCACAUCAGACAGACUUGGUCAGGCUACUUGUGGAAAAGAGGCAGCUUAAAUCCUUCCUUGGUGACCUUUCAAGUGCCUCUGAUAAGUCACUGGAGGAAAAAGUGUCUGCUGCUCCUGUACCAUUUUCUGAGGAUGAAGUCUUAUCCUCUUUUUCCAGACUGACACUGGACUCACAUUUGGGCAAGCAAGGUGAGGAUGGCUCUUUGUCACCCAGUAGCCCUCAGUCCAGAAAAAGCAAGAUUCCAAGGCCAGUGUCUUGGGCUACUACUGAUCAAGUCACCAGUUCAAGCUCAGCUCAGUUCUUUCCUCGGCCACCACCAGGAAGACCACCACCAAGACCUGGAGUAGAAGCCAGGUUACGCAGGUACAGAGUCAUUGGGAGUAGCAGCUCGGACUCGGACCUUAUCUCUCGUCUGGCUCAAAUCCUUCAGAAUGGAUCUCAAAGACCAAGGAGUUCCACCCAGUGUAAGAGUCCAGGAUCUCCACAUAGCCCCAAAACACCACCCAAAAGCCCUGUCAUCACCCGACGCAGCCCUAGUGCCUCCCCUAGGAGCUCUUCUUUACCCCGUACUGCCAGUUCUUCACCAUCCCGGGCUGGGAGGCCUCACCAUGACCAGAGGAGUUCAUCCCCACACCUUGGAAGGAGUAAAUCACCUCCUAGCCAUUCAGGCUCCUCAUCUUCUAGGAGAUCCUGCCAACAAGAUCACUGCUGCAGUAAACCAAGCAAGAAUGGUCUGAAAGGAUCUAGCAGUUCUUACCACCACUCCCCAAACACUAAAACCCCAACAGGGAAGAGCAAAUCCACCAGUAAACUUAGCAGAUAGGAACUGGGCCUUGACAGGUGUAAAAGCCUCCUUCUAAAUCUGAUGCAUGUUAUGUCUGUGUACUGUGUAUUUAAAAAAAUGAAAAAAAUCAGUGUUGAAUCCUCGCUUUCAAAAGAAAGUUACCAUAUAAUAAAUUCCUUAUGACAAGACAUACUGUAUAAAUGAGUGGCCAGGCAUUGCCUAAAAACAGGCAGCAAGCAGAUCGGGGGGUGGGUUAGGGAGGGGGGAAGAGGACAGAGAAGGAAUGUCAGGACAGUCUAAGAUACGUGAAACUUUUAAAGUUAAAAAUAUCUCCAACGUGAGUGUUUUAAAACAUUUUUUUUAAAAUUAUUUAUUUUUAUUUUGCUUAGCUAGGAGAGUUGGCCUAAUUAUUUAAGGCCUGUCUCAAAAGAAUAUGUAACAGAACCUGAAACAUGAGUUUUUAUUUCUGCAUUGACACCACCACCUCUAAGACAGCGACUGCUCAGGCCUGUAUUUGUAGAAUUUUAAAUAAGCACGUUAUUUGGACAGCUGAUAUUUCUGAUUUGCAUAUCUUUUCAGUGUUAGGCUGUGCACGUCUUUUUCCAAGUCAACUCAGUGCCCCUCCCGUUCUCCCUCUCCCGUGGCACAUAUUUCCCUACCUAAAAAAAUAACAAAUGUUACCCCUUCUUUUACACUGAUGACAUUUUAAAAAUGAAUUUUAGACUUCCCAGAAGAGUUUUUAUAGCAAUAUUUUGCAGGGCAUUAAGAACUUUAUCUUAAAUUGUACUAACUUUGCCUUCCAGCACCAUAUGCUCCCUCCUGGCGUGCAUCCUGGAAGCAGUAAUUCCAGUGAGAUCUGGAUGAAGGAAGGAAAAGUCUGCACCCCAGAGGAUGGUUGCAGAUUUAUUAUAUUGUGCAGUAUAUGUUAGGUCAGGUGUGUGGUAACUGUUUACAUGCUUAUUUGCAUACAAGAGAGUGCUCUCUUUCACAUUAGUAACGGUACACUUAAGCCAUUUGGCAUUAUUCACAAUGUCACUCUCGACAUCAAACUCAGAAUAACAAUGUUGAGGAGGAAUUGAGACAAUUACAAACUCUGAUUAACAUUUUACCUUAUAAUUCUAGUUCAUAAAGAUGAAAUGUAAGUUGUUUUUAGGGCUAAAAGGCAAGUGCAGGAUCUGUAAACUUUGGGGGCUUAUAGUUGAGCAAAUAGGCCUUCACUUCUGCCUCUUACAGGGUCUACAUGAGAAUGUUUGGCAUCAAAACCAUAAAGAAAACAAAUCUUAGACAACUUCCUUGGUGUCAUUCUUGUCUUCCUCUUGCCCAUAUGUCUCUUUGAGAAGCUUUGCGUCAUUGUCUGUGGAAUAAAGUCCAUGGUGUUUAAUUGUCCCAAACAAACUUUAUUUAAUAUCUCUUAAUAAUCACUCAUGCUGUAGAGGAUCAUUGUAGGAUACUUAGAGGUACAGCAGCUUUUAAUACAUUCAGAAAUGGAAUAGUAGGUCAGAAUAGUAAAACUCAGAGGUGUAAGCAUAAAAAAGAUGCAACCAGCAUCCCUAAUACUAUGCAUCUCAGGGAUGUUGGAUGUGUGGGAACCUUGUUAGUUACUGAUCUGCUUGCUGUAGUCAUAUGCCUCUUCAGCCAGCAUCUGUGCUUUUUAUUUAACCUCUGUUUGCUGCCAAACUAAUACCUUUGGAUUCAAAAGGGAGUAUUCCUUCUCUGAGCUAACACGUCUCUAAUGCUGCAUCAAAGCUGUCCUGGAGCUGCACUGAAUUUCACUUGUUCUGUCUGACUGUGUUGGAAUUUUUUUAUUAACAUGUAUAUUGUUUCCCGUAAGUAAUGUAGCACAGUGUGGAACCUUAAUUUCAUUCAGGUUUCAAGCACUAUAGAGGAAUGCAAUAGGUAGGGUAUACCUGCUUUUUUUGAAGAAACUGUACCAUUGGAAAGGCCUAUUUCUUUGUAUUAUAUUGUAUAAUAGGUGCUAUACUAAUAAUUGCAUGUCCUCAUGGUAAAUUAUAUAAUAUAAAUAUUUAUAAAUAUAUACAUAUGCUUAUAUAAACUUGCUUACUCUUUCUCAUUCUUCAUUUGUAAUUUAUGGACCAUAACUGAUGCAGUUCUGAUUCUGUUGUGUGCCUGAAUCUCUUGACAUUGCAUCUCCCGUUUCCUGAAAACAGUUGUCUGGCAUGCACAAAGUCUAACAGCCAUCACGCCUCAGUAUGGGAUUGAAGGGUUGGUGAUUUCUCAGCAAGCCAGUGUUUUGCCUUGCAGCAUUUUCUUUUUAUUUAUAGUUUUGUGUGUGUGUCUGUAUGUGAAACAGGAACAGCAACUCAAAGGUACUGUAUCUUUGAUUCCAAGAUAGGAUUUGUGAUUACUGGUUUUUAUUUUACCAUGUGAGUUUUUCAUCUCCAAUAUUGCUUAUGACACAGGAGCAGUGCUAAUUAAUGAAUAUCUAACAGAUAAAAAUGACAAAAAAAAAUCAAUCCCUUUAUGAUUUCCUAACUUAUUUAUUUCUGGUACACAGUAAAAAGAGUUAUAUCCCAAAAUACAUAUCUUUCCCCAGGGCUUGCAUAUACUGGUUCCUAAUGCAGCUCAUGUUUUUCCCCAUUUUUUCUGAAGAGCAUUCACUGUGGUCUUUAAGAUCUCUUUCUUUCACUGAGGUUAUUUUUGCCAUGGACUUUAGUGGGGGCAGUCCAGGGGGGCAGUCCAGCCUUCCCCUGUAUGGAAAUUAAAGUGUUUCAGGAUCCUGACAUAGUGGUGUCCAGAAACAGGCAAUCACCAUUAUUGUAGGAAUAACUUGUUUUAGCAGUGAGGAGAAACAUAAUAUAAACAUAAUAUCUAAAGAAGCUUUCCUACCCUCUUCUCGAAACUAAAGAUACCAUUGCUGCACAUUAUUCCCAAAACCCCAGAAAACGUAGGUGUUGUCAAAAUACAUUAGUACACUUGCACUUCCUGCCAAUGACAAGAGUGGAAGUAGGUCAGACUGGGGAUAAAAGUUAAAACCAGUAAUGAUACUCAUGGUUAUUUCAGUACAAGGCAUGGAAAAGAAUAACAUAUUACCUGGUAGUGGCAUGCUACAGAUUUGAGUUACCAACACUGAUUCAGUAGCUGGUUAGAAAGCCAUUGGAUUGGCUAGGUGGCAAGAUUCUGAAGUCUUCCUCUGACUUCUGAUUGUUCCAUUGAAUCAACCCAGAGACCGGCUGCUAUGCAGUUGCUGGCAGCUACUAAUUUUUCAACUGCUUUCAGACCAGUAUUCAAUUCAAUAAAUUAAGGAAAUCACCAGCAAAGCUUUGAGAUAAGUGCUGAACUUUGGAAUCUGUGAAGUGAUGGCUGCUUAUUGAAAAUCUCUGGGCAAUAGCACAUACCAUGAAAAUCUGUACAGUAACUAAAAAUAAAAUGUUAAUUGAAUAUGAUAAAAAUAUUUACUUAAGGAUAAAAUCUAUGGUGUAACUCAUUUAGGUGGAAACUGUUCCCAUAUGGUAUUUGUUACCACUGUGGCAAGUGUUGAGAGUCCUCCAGACUUUUUUCCUCUUCACUCAUGUCCCCCUCCCAACCACAUCCUCUCCCACCCCCCAGGAAAAUUUUAUAUAAGCCAUUAUUUUUCUUUUUUUAAUUUUGCUCAGGCAUCCAGGAACACAAGGUAUCGGCAGAAGAGCUAUUGCCCUUGUAAUGGUCAUUUGUACAUAAAGGUAUAAUUAUUUAUUUUUUUCCAUUUGUACCAUAUCAAGGCUUUGUACAAUGUUUUAAGUUCUGUUUUGAAAUUAUUUUGUAUUUUAUUUUUAUAAACUGGUUCUAAAUAAAAUAUUCAUUCAGCAUGCAAAACUUCAAUCCUUGAUUACUUUUCCUGUUAUAAAUGGAGAGCUGUACUAGUUGUGGUAUACUCCCCCCACUUACACAGAAAGAUGAAAAUGAGACAUUGCUGGUACUACAACAAGCAAAAGUGAGAGGUCUGUAUUACAAACUAGAGUGACUGGAUCAAAUGGCUCAUACUGAUUCAGCAGUCUGAUACUUUUAAGUUACAGUAGUAAGAGACACUUUGCUCUCAUCCCUGCCCUGUUUCCUCUUUCCAACAGCAGCUGAGCCUUUAGACUCUUGAGCAAUUUGCAGUACUGGGAUGUGCAGUAUUACCAAGCCACUGAUUAGAACAAUCUUAGGUUUGUUACCCCUCCUUCUACAAACUUGUUUGGCGAGAUGGGUACAGGUUGGCCACCAUCAGCAUUAGUGGUUGUUUUCCAGUAACAUGCAUGCGUUUCUCUCUAAUUGUUUGAAAGUACUGCUCUGUUCAUUGAAAAUCUUACAAUUGCAAUGUAAGUCCGUAAGAGGAGAGAGAAAUUCCAUCAAUUCUGUUGCAGCUUUAUUACUAUCUAGGUAUGCAGUACUAAUGCCAGGCUAGAUGAGGCAAAUCAAGUGUCUAAUCCUGCUUCCAUUAAUGGGAGCACUGCCAGUGAAUUCAAUUUCCUGUAGCUGGGACAGGUUUCACCCAUUUUUAAUGUAAACAGAUUAAGUAAUUUCCCACAACAAAAAACAUAAAUCAAGAAUUCAUUUAGUCAGUAACACUCCCAUAAAACUAUAUUUGGUCUUGGUUUAAAAGCAGGAAGGAAUUUAACAUGCUUCAGGAGGAAGGCUACAUCUAUUACAGGCCAAGAUAAAUCAGUAGAUCAGAUGGGUGUGGAAGGGAGCAGCAGCUUUGAUGUAUGACAAUGGAGAUCAAAAUACUAGAACUGGAUAGCUCAGUGAGCUAAUUUAUAGCCCCUUCACUGCUUAACUUGGGUUAAUUUGAACUUGAUCACAAGGAAAAGAUUUUGGUUCCAACCCUGGCCCUUGAUAAAUGUUAACUAAAUGGCACACUUGCUAGCCUAUGCUUAAAAGAGAUCCAGCAAUGGAAUAAGGAAGCUGCAACAGGUAAAGGUUGAGGUGAGCAGUUGCUAGCCUGUUUUGUUCAUAAUCUUCAAUACCAAGGAGGCCCUUGUCCACCCAUUCUAUUCACUGGGCUUCAGGGGUUGCAGCACUUGAUUCAGGAGCAUUAACUACUUCUCAGUUAAAAAUCCAAUUGUCCAUAGCAUAGACUCGCACUUCAAUAUGAGAAAAGCAUGAUGUACGUUCAGGAUAGGCUCUCCCCAGAAACAGUGCAAAGAGAGCAAGUUCAGAAAUUAAACGGUUGGAGAAAUGGCCUCAAAAGAAUGGUGAACAGGUAAGAAUUAGCUAUUGUAGUCUGGACCAGCUAGAGCCACUGUCCGGAACACACUUCACUAUUCUAACUAGACUGUCACAUCAGCAUUGGCCAAGAGACCAUAACACAAGUGUAGGCUGCCUUUCUCAGUUAAAAGGAAAAUGAACAAAAAUGAGAGAACACCCAAGUGCCUAGUCAGGUAGAUAGGAAUCCUAUGUUACUCCUAAGCAAUGGGAAACUUCUUAUGCAACACCCAGAUUUUGCCAGUUUAAAAAUAAAAAUGAUUGGUAAGAUUGCUGCAUGCACUGCCUGUUUGUAGGAGCUAAAUUUCCUAAAAGCCAAAGCUUUCCAUUAUGAAAGGAAUAUACCAUAUCCUAAUUGCAAUGAAAAAUGCACUGUCCAUAUGACAUUGUAAGCUUUUGAGAAAUUUGCAUGUAAUAUACUAUGCUGGCAGGAAAGAACACUCAUUAGCAAUAUUUUCACUUUGACUCAGCUGGUAAUUAAACAGCAACUGGCAGGUCUUUUAAAAAACUGUAUUAACAGGUAGUAAAGUUAACCUUGAAGGGGAUUAAGAACAUCAGAAGAAAAGAGAAACCAAUGAGCCAGGGAAAGUAACACAAUAAUCUCCAAAGGUGAUGUCACGGCAGUCCUAACUUCAAAUAUUGCUAAACAUUGCUGGUGUUUCACAUGUACCCUGGUAGAGAGAUGCUUGCUUUGUGCUGGUAUGGCACAAGUUAACCCUUCUUUCAACCACCGAUUUAUUCUUCUUUAGAAGAAAGGGGAGUAACAGAGCAGUGACUGCUGGGGUAAGGAGUGUUACUGAAUAGCAAAUUGCUUUCCCCUUGCCCUCUUUUCGUAAAAUAGUAGGUGGAAGAAAUGGCAGCCAGAGAAUUUGGAUGUGAUGUAUUCCUGCUACUUAUAUUUUUCCAGCUGUUUUGUUCAUGUCUCGGGUGAUGUGGUUUUUCUACAGUAAUACUGGAGAUUCAGCCCUGCUUGAAUCAAAGUGUUCGUGAGUACGAUCAGACCCUGUCAUGAUGCUUGCACAGGCUAGAAGGCGAGAUCUGCCUAAUGCUCACCUUCAAUUCUUUUCAUAGGCUUUAAUUUGUGGAUGCUGCUUGGAACUCUCUUAAAGAAGAGUCUUUGCAUUACUCCUCCUUAUUGUUGGCACCCUUAGCAGCAUUCAACUUAAAAGGACUUUGUUGGCCUGCAGUUACAACAGGCCAUUUCCCUAAACUGCAGAACAUUCAGAACUGACU
Alligator sinensis (Chinese alligator) is the source of this 10626-nucleotide messenger RNA. It is a transcript of the gene TTBK2, whose product is annotated as tau tubulin kinase 2. The transcript has 17 exons. The coding region runs from base 208 to 4248 and encodes 1346 amino acids. Gene Ontology annotation, cellular component: ciliary basal body; ciliary transition zone; cytoplasm. The record is from RefSeq and is a predicted model, not a curated record. NCBI's taxonomy places the organism in Eukaryota, Metazoa, Chordata, Crocodylia, Alligatoridae. Gene Ontology annotation, molecular function: protein serine/threonine kinase activity; ATP binding. Gene Ontology annotation, biological process: signal transduction; peptidyl-serine phosphorylation; cilium assembly.